Messenger RNA from Phoenix dactylifera (date palm), 1054 nucleotides. Its product is annotated as vacuolar protein sorting-associated protein 32 homolog 2-like. The record is from RefSeq and is a predicted model, not a curated record. Lineage: Eukaryota; Viridiplantae; Streptophyta; Magnoliopsida; Arecales; Arecaceae. Gene Ontology annotation, biological process: late endosome to vacuole transport via multivesicular body sorting pathway; vesicle budding from membrane. Gene Ontology annotation, cellular component: ESCRT III complex; multivesicular body; cytoplasmic side of plasma membrane.
GGAUGGAUCUCUUACAUCAGCUGUCGCACUGCCCCGGUUUCUUCCCAUCGUGUCGGUUCCUACUUCCCUUUUCCACAUGGGACACCAUCCAUUUCUCCUUUUAGACUUUGCUUUUUAGCUUUCUCCUCCCGUUCUCUUCUGCUACUAUUCUCCUCUCCCUUUGCCCUCUCGAAGGUGCGAAGAUGCUGAAGCGACUGCUAACGAAGAGCAAGAAGAAGGCCCCCUCGGCCCUCUCGACCUUAGAUCGUCUCCACGAGCUGCUCGAAACGUUGGAGAAGAAAGAGCAUGUUCUUCAAAAGAAAAUCUCUAUAGAAGUAGAAAAGGCUAAGGAUUACACAAAAGUGAAAAAUAAAAAAGCUGCUAUUCAAUGCUUAAAGAAAAAGAAGUUAUAUGAAGCACAGAUAGAACAGCUGGGGAAAUUCCAGUUGCGAGUUCAUGAUCAGAUGAUUACGCUCGAAGGGGCAAAGGCAACUACAGACACCAUAGAUGCUUUGCGAACAGGAUCAUCUGCUGUUAAGUCCAUUCAACAGUCGCUGAGUGUUGAUGAUAUAGAGAAGACCAUGGAACAAGCAAAUGAGCAUUCAGAAAAUAUGAGGCAGAUACAGGAGGCGCUUGCAACGCCAGUGGGUGCUGCAGCUGACUUUGACGAGGAUGAACUUGAAGCUGAGCUUGAAGAGCUUGAAGAAGAAGAAUUGGAAGAAGAGAUCCUCCAGCCACCUUCUGCAGUCCCUGCAGCACCAUUGCCCAAUCAGAGUCAACCCAACACGGAAUCCCCACAUCCAGCCAGUGACGUGGAUGAAUUGGCUGCACUUCAGGCAGAAAUGGCUCUGUAGCUUAAGGAUGCAUAUCGGCAUGGGUUUCAAGGUCUCUUCAUUUAUCUGGCUAUCCAUCUCAAACCUUGCUUCUGAUCCUUAUGAUAUUGGCCCCGACUCUCAGGCUUUGUUGUACAUAAAUAUUAGACAAAUAGAACCUGACUAACUACACCUGUAUCAAUAUUGACCUCAAUGUAUUAAUGCUUGAGUAAAUGAACUUUGUUGCCUCCUAUUACUUUUAA